GAGAGUCUUGAUUCCCUGUCAAGUCACUGCCGUCGUUGCUGUUGAAGUUGUCCUCGAUGUGCCGUUUGUAUUUGGCCUGUUUGAUGUUAAAUGUUUGUGGAAUGCUGCGAGGGGACUGUCCGGAUCAUGACGCCUGUUUCAUAAAAAGUCGAGCAAUAUAAAAAGAAGUACAAGAAGAUCUUCAUCCAGAUUCAGAGGUGGAAUUUUGGCCCCACUACCUCCCUGGACACAGAUAUCUCUGGCUCAAAGCUCUGCCGGCGACAGUUUGCUUCUUGCAUUGCACGUACCAGUGACCCCCCCCCAACCCUGUUGACAACUUCGCUAUACAAUCAAUGAAAACUGACUGAUUGUCCCCAACAUGCUCCUCCUCCUCGUGGUCACGGCCGCCGUCAGCCUGCUGCCAGGUGCAACAUCUCAAUCUGAACAAUUUUUCGCUUUGACCGAAUGUCCCAUUAACUACUAUGGAGAGAGUUACACCGAAGCAUAUGGUUUCAUUAAAGAGGAAGUAUUUACAUUGGUCUUUGGCAAUGUGACUGGCUCUGACUUCAUGACUUUCAUCUUUGAAGACCUGGUGGAAGUCGUUGCUUUUGCGCCAACCUUUAUUGUGGCUGAUGAAACUUCUGAAUUUGUCAAAAAUCUGCCAGACCUUGUUGGGACAUCACCAUGCUUUUAUGGUAUCGGCUUACUUUCUUCUUUGAAGACGAUCCUUUUCCAUUUCCGCACAUUUGGAGCUCAAGGAGUAUACCUCGUCACCUCGCUUGUGCCAGUGACCGUCACUACAACCGUGAGAGGACAGCUGGUGAACACUGCAGAGUUGUCAAAUAGUGAAACAUAUGCCUACCUGAGCGGCUGCAGACACGAGGGUCAAUUCUAUCCGCCCGGCACAGAGACAUGUGCCUCAGAAACUCUCUUUGUGACUUGUAAUUCAACAGCUUUCCUCACCGUUUCUGAAGAGGACCCAAGGUGCCUGAGGAAGUCCGUGUGCACCAUCACUGUGAUGUGGAGCCCCAUUGACAACCCAUCUAACGAUGUCUAAUGAGGGCGUCCUCUUAUCUUCUUUGGCCAUCUUGAUUGGUGUGCUUCAUAAUGGUGUCACAUACAGUACAAAAUUGUACAUGUCUAAGUAGUGUCAAUGCAAUGUACUUUGAAGUUAUACUCAAGUAUCAUCAU
Phycodurus eques (leafy seadragon) is the source of this 1170-nucleotide messenger RNA. RefSeq lists its product as uncharacterized. NCBI's taxonomy places the organism in Eukaryota, Metazoa, Chordata, Actinopteri, Syngnathiformes, Syngnathidae. The transcript has 8 exons. The record is from RefSeq and is a predicted model, not a curated record. The coding region runs from base 359 to 1036 and encodes 225 amino acids.